UUUAACAACAGUCGAGUUGAGUGGAAUUUUGUAAUUUAUUUAGAAAAUAUUUUAUACUUGAUAAAAAAAAAAAAUUUUCUUUAAAUAAGCAUACACCUCUAAAAUGACUGACAAAGAACAAGAAAAGUCUCCUGAAAUCGUUACAGACCAAGAAAGGGACUUGGCACAGACCGCUCUUGCUGAAUUUAAAAAGAAGAACUACACAGGGUGCUUACAAUGUAUAAGCAAAUUAGACAACAGAACUAACGACUUGAAGGUUCUGCAUAAUAAAGCAGUAGUUGAGUACUACAAGAGCGAUCUGAAAAAGACUGAACAAUUCCAGAAAAGCUUAACAGCACUUUGCACUCAGUUUAAGAUUAAACCAGAAAAAUUGGAUGAUAUCGACCAUUGCAUAUCACAGUUCAACCAAGCUAUACUUCUGUACCACCAGCGCCAGUAUACUGCCGCUCAAAGGAUAAUGGACAGGGUAUACAAGUUUAUCGAACCUAUGGAGGAAUCGUUAGCAAAGCAAGUCAGCCUCUUAGCGAUCGAGCUGCAGUUGUCUUUAAGACAGCCUGACAAAGCAUUAACUUUGAUAAGUUACUUGGAAAAUAAUUUGAUGUACGGAGGUAGUAUACCGCUAAAAGGGUUGGAUAAAACGGGGAAGGAAAAGAAGGUCCAAUUACCUCCUCCUAAACCUCUGUCUGAGGAAUUCGAAAAGAAAUUAUUGAAAUAUAAGAUAAGGUGUUAUUUAAUGAAUCAUUCUCUAAGUACAGCAAUGAAGGAGAUCCAAGUGUUACUUAAGGACAAAUCGAAUAUCGAUGCGUUAUUUUUGUCAGCCAAUAUUGAAUAUUUGAAGGGGAAUUUUAAGGAAUCUGUCAGGAUAUUGACUUCUAUUCCAAAUGAGUGUUUAGUUUAUGGGGAAUGUGGUGAAUCAUCGACAGUAAUGUUUUACAACAACAUGGGUAUCUUACACCAAGCAAUGGGCAAGCCAAACAUGGCUUGCCACUAUUUUCAAACUGCUUUAAAGGAAGACAUCAACAUUUCACAGAAUAAUUCAAAAAAAGACACCAAUGAGAAGCCACUUUUUACCUUGGGUGGGUCGAAAUAUCACGAACUCAUGUACAAUUUGGGCAUAGCUCUCUUGCAUUCAGGGAGACCGACUCAAGCAUUCGAUUGUUUAAUUAUAGCCGUGAGACGGUACCACAGAAACUCCAGAUUGUGGAUGAGGCUGGCGGAAUGCUGCAUAAUGGUGCACAAAGAGGGAAAUGAGACUGAUUUUGAUAUACAGCAGAAACAAAAAGAGAUGAUAGUAGACGUUGUUGGUUCUAAAGAGAAACAGAAAGUCGUUCUCACCUCAAAUCUAUCCAAAGAUAAGAAAUAUAGCACAGAAAGCCUAUCCUAUGCCGUGCCUGUACCAUCCCUGGAGUUCGCUUCUCUCUGCCUUAGAAACGCCUCGCUUCUCAUCCCUUCCGACACUGCCUCACCACCCGUCCCUCUCUUCCUAAUCCCAGGUGUUACGCCACCAGCGCCGCCUCCUAGUCCUAGUACUUCGCCGUCUAAUCCUUUAUCCGCCGAAGGGAUCCAGACGUUAAGAAACGGAAUUUUGGUGGCCAGUGCCUAUGUAGCUUUAUGUUUGGGAGACUAUAUUAUGUCGUUAGAGUAUUCGAAGGAGUUGCUGGACCAGCCAAAAAUGUCAGGGGUACAUAAGUUACUAGCUCAUUUGUAUGCAGCAGAGUCCUUGGUGUUACUCGAUAAGAUAUCAGAAGCUCUGGAAUAUUUGAACCCAGAACAUAUCAAAGAUUUGUCUUUCUACCCUGACUAUGAGGGAGAGAAAUCUCAAGAAUCGACGAUUAAAACAAGUCCUCCUCCUAAAUGGUUCCCAAAUACGCUGGGCAGUGCUCAUGCUGUAAUGCAGUAUAACAUUGCAGUAGCGAAAACGAUAAGAGGACAAUUAGAUCAGGCUGCGACUCUCCUGAAACAGAUUUGGCAGCAAAGGGGCCCCACCUGUAAAGUUCCCGCACAUAUUAUUAUGCUCGUAAUUUACAUUGAACUUCAACUUGGGCACACAGACAUAGCGAGAAACCUCAUCAGACAGUACUCGUUGCAACAUAGGAUAAGCGGAUGAAUGACUUGAUAGCGUUAGUGUACA
Messenger RNA from Anoplophora glabripennis (Asian longhorned beetle), 2131 nucleotides. RefSeq names its product CCR4-NOT transcription complex subunit 10 (gene Not10). The transcript is spliced from 13 exons. NCBI's taxonomy places the organism in Eukaryota, Metazoa, Arthropoda, Insecta, Coleoptera, Cerambycidae. Gene Ontology annotation, cellular component: CCR4-NOT complex. Gene Ontology annotation, molecular function: protein binding. Gene Ontology annotation, biological process: negative regulation of translation; mRNA catabolic process. The record is from RefSeq and is a predicted model, not a curated record. The coding region runs from base 104 to 2107 and encodes 667 amino acids.